Prunus armeniaca (apricot) is the source of this 1074-nucleotide messenger RNA. The record is from the annotation of a GenBank genome assembly. NCBI's taxonomy places the organism in Eukaryota, Viridiplantae, Streptophyta, Magnoliopsida, Rosales, Rosaceae.
AUGAAAACCAUUUUCAAAUCUCAUAGGCUUUGGGAAUUGGUUGAGAAGGGAAUAGAGUGCUCAGAUUCAAAGGGAGCUGGCGAAUCUGAUGCAAAGAAGAAAGAAAAGGAAGAAUCGAGUGGUGCUGGGAAGAUGACUGUCACUGAGCUACUCAUGAAGGACGCUAAAGCUCUGGGUCUAAUUCAAGGAGCAGUGUUUGAUGAGAUCUUCCCCCGAAUCUCUCAUGAAGAAACCUCUAAGGGAGCUUGGGAUAUCUUGAUGAAGGAAUUCCACGGUGAUAAACAGGAUUUGGAUGAAAUUGAGGUACAAGAAGUGGUAGCUUCUUUGAAGAGUUUUGAAUUAAGGCUAGAUAGGCACUCUAGAGAUAAGACUGAGAAAAAUACAAUGGAAGUCAAAGUGGUUCUAAGGAUCAAAAGAAUUGGAAGACAAAAGGCAAAAAAUGGGAUAAUAAACCAUCUGAUGGAGCUAGAAACCCUUGCAAACAUUGUGACAAACUACACUUUGGUGAGUGUCAAUUGCUACAGCAAGAAACUAGCACAACAGCUCAACUAUGCUACUCAAACCGAAUCCACACCAACCAUGUUUUAUGCUAGUAAUAAAGGCUCUGCUAGUAUAAAAGGAUGUGAUGAUGUAUGGUAUUUGGAUAGCGGAUGCAGCAACCAUAUGACUGGCAGAGAAGAUGUAUUAGUUGAUGUUGAUAAGAAUAUAACUGCAAAACUUGCAAUGGGGACAGGACAAUUGGUUGAUGUUGUUGGAAAAGGAAAUCUUGUUGUUGACACUAAGAUGGGAAUAAGGUAUGUCAAAGAGGUCCUGCUAGUUGUUGGUCUCAAGGAGAAUUUGCUCAGUGUAGGGCAAAUGAUGGAGCAUGGAUAUGUUCUGAUUUUUGGUGCCAAUAAGGCUGAAAUUUAUGAUGAUAGUUCUCUAUCAAAUCUGGUUACUAAGGUGCAAAUGAAAGGCAACAGAAGCUUUCCUUUGAAGUUUCACACAACUUUACAGAAGAAUGGGGCACUUAAACUUCACCAGUUUAAAGGUGCUGCAAGAUCAGGGAAUGGUACUUGGAUUACCAUAAAUUAA